AUGCCUUUCACAGAUGAGAUCACAGCAGUCCCCACUCCAGCUGUUUUGGACAUCUGGGAGAAAUUCUCUGCUUUUGGCCAGCGAGAAGAUAAGGACAGUGGUAUCAUUUGGAAGAAGAAUGGGAAUAAUCUAGCCCAUGGAAACAUACACUGUGUUGCACUACAAGAAAGUUCUGGAGAAGGGAAUUAUAGCUGCCACGAUAAAGAUGGAUCACUCCUCAAUCACACUCAAGUCCUGAUUCUUGAGGCCAAUAAGAAGAGGAUCCUCCAGACAGAUUCUUUCAAGUGCUCUACUCCAAACUACAAUGGAACAUUUCACUGCUCCUGGAGCUGGCAUCCCAUUCGUGUUGGAAAAGUGGCUUUGAUCAAAGUAUGGCGUCCGUCUAACAGCAGCGACCUGCAUUGCACCGAGGACUCGAGUGGACACUGGUCAUGUCGCACCAGUCGCAGUGACUUCAGCUGCUCAGUGGACCUCAGUGGACACGGCUUCUCCUGCACAGACCACCAGCACUGCCCCUUUGCCGAAGAGGCCCACUUCAUCCACAUCACCCUCUACGUGGUCUACGACUUCCACAUAGAAAACUACUCAAAGAACUUUUAUCUUUCAGAGAUCGUAAAACCGGACAAAGUGCACAUUCGUAAAGUCAAAGACAAUACCGUUGAGUGGAUCUAUCCAAGCACAUGGGACAACCCUUACUCAUACUUUCCCCUCACUUUUCAACUUGCUCAGCUCAAAGACAAAACUGCUUGUGGCGAUAUCAAAACUCGCAAGGCUUUGUACGUGGGAGAGGGCAGGAGUCAGACAUCUCAUUAUGUUUUCAGUUUUAAAGAGGAGCUAGGGACGGGCCUCCUGCUGGGACUGGCCUCGCUGAUCUCAGUCAGGACUAAACAGGGGGGCAGCCUACAGGGGUCUAUACUGUAA
This is a messenger RNA of Knipowitschia caucasica, 921 nucleotides long. The record is from the annotation of a GenBank genome assembly. Lineage: Eukaryota; Metazoa; Chordata; Actinopteri; Gobiiformes; Gobiidae.